Molecule: messenger RNA, 5003 nt
Organism: Mugil cephalus (flathead mullet)
Lineage: Eukaryota; Metazoa; Chordata; Actinopteri; Mugiliformes; Mugilidae
Gene: arhgef7b
Product: Rho guanine nucleotide exchange factor (GEF) 7b
Exons: 23
Coding region: 593-3160 (855 amino acids)
Biological process (GO): intracellular signal transduction
Molecular function (GO): guanyl-nucleotide exchange factor activity; protein binding
Source: RefSeq, a predicted model, not a curated record
CCACCACUUUAUUAUUGAUUUUCCCAACAAUUUCAUAAGCGUCAGAGGUCCAACAUCAUUGUUUUCAAAGUGGGGCUGCUUCUGUGUCUGUACCUUUAAAUGCUAAUGAGCAGUGUCUGGCCACGCCUACUCCACGCCCUUCUCGGGGAGAGGAUGCGGCCUUCCCUGGCGUUACCAUGUGCUAAUGUUUACGGUGGAUUUACGACUAUGGCUGGUGGACACGCUGUCUUUCAACGUUACCAGUUUGAACCAGAAUCUGACCCAAAAGGAGAAGUUCAGACUCUGCAGCAGGACGUUUCUAAAUGCACCUGUCUUCACUCUGGUGUUGCCGCUACAGUUGUGCACGAGCAGAGGUGAUGCCAGCGCUGACAGAGAGAAAGAGAGAGAGAGAAGGAGAGAGAGAGAGAGGAAGGAAACCUCUAAUUCCCCACUUCCACUUUUAUUUAUUUUUUCCAUGCCGGAAAACAGCCCGAAGAUCCAGCCAAGGUUUCAAACGAGGCGGGGCUGGGUCUGCUUUCUCAUUUUAGACGAACCACAAGUAGGGUAGCUCCAGGGGAGAGUGCUGCUGCUGCUGCUGCUGCUAAUUUAUAACAUGAAUUCGGCCGAACAGACGGUAACAUGGCUCAUAACGCUGGGGGUCCUGGACUCUCCCAAGAAAAGCAUCUCGGAUCCGGAGGCUUUUCUCCAGACCUCUCUGCAGGAUGGAGUGGUCCUGUGCAGGCUGCUGGAGCGACUCAGACCCGGGACGGUGGACAAAUUUUUCCAAGAACCGAGGAACGAGAGCGAGCGUCAGAGGAACAUUACGGAGUUCAUUAAAGGCUGUGGAGCUUUCGGUGUGGAGGUUUUUGAAGUGAACGACCUGCUGCAGGGGCUGAACUUCUCCAAGGUGCUCAACUCCUUGGUCGCGCUCAACAAAGCCACCGAAGUGUCCGACUUAGGCGAUUCCGGAGAGAGGGCGCGCGUGCCGCACUCCUCAACUUUGAGGAUCAAGUCAUUCGACUCCCUGAACACCCAGAGCCGCUCCUCUAAGCUGCUGCUGCCUCAGUACCGCAGCCUGGACAUGUCAGAGGGCGGUGGGUGCGGCCACAUGCUGGUCAAGGCGCGCUUUCCCUUCCAGCAGACCAACGAGGACGAGCUCUCCUUCGCCAAGGGUGACAUCAUCAGCGUGAUCAAGCAGGUGGACGGGGGCUGGUGGGAAGGCACGCUGAACGACAAGACCGGAUGGUUCCCCAGUAACUAUGUACGAGAGCUGAAAGGAAGCGUCAAAACAUUAGACAAGCCAAAGUCUGGGACUCUGAAAAGUCCUCCCAAAGGCUUUGACAACACUAUCAUCAGUAAGACCUACUACAAUGUGGUGCUACAGAAUAUUUUGGAAGCAGAGACUGAAUAUUCGAGGGAGCUGCAGAGUCUCUUGGGUUCAUACCUUCGCUCCCUUCACCCCACAGACAGACUCAGCAGUGUUGACAUCAGUCACAUUCAGGGAAAUCUGGAGGAGAUUUCAACCUUUCAACAGAUGCUGGUUCAGUCCUUGGAGGAGCAUACCAAACUGCCUGAAGGCCAGCAAAAGAUUGGCGGCUUCUUCCUGAGCCUGAUGCCUGAAAUGAGAGUCAUCUAUGUGGCCUACUGCUCCACUCACCCGUCUGCUGUCAGUGUUCUCACAGAGCACAGAGAUGAGCUGAGUGAGUACAUGGAGUCAAAAGGGGCACCGAGUCCUGGGCACUUUGCACUGACCACCAGUCUGAGUAAACCUUUCACCAGACUGGAGAGAUACCCAACGCUGCUGAAGGAACUGGACAGACAUAUGGAGGACCAGCACCCCGACAGAGCCGACCUCCAUGCUGCCAUGACGGCCUUUAAAAACCUUUUGGCUCAGUGUCAGGAAGUGAGGAAGAAGAAGCAGCUGGAGUUGCAGAUUUUAUCAGAGCCCAUCAAGAACUGGGAGGGAGAAGACAUCAGGACCCUGGGCCCUCUUCUCCACACGUCCAAAGCCAUAGUUCACACACAGAACUGCAAGGAGUCAAAUGAACGCUACCUCGUCCUCUUCCCUCACACUCUCCUCAUACUCUCUGCCAGCUUGAGAAUGAGUGGAUUCAUCUUCCAGGGAAGGAUGCCAUUGUCAGGGAUGCUCAUCUCGAGAAUAGAAGACGGAGACAACUUGAAGAAUGCUUUUGAAAUAUCCGGCGGCCAGUGUGAGCGGAUGCAAGUAGCCUGCGACAGCCAACGCGAUCUACAAGACUGGCUGGACCUCCUCACCAAACACACCCACACUCCUGCUGCGCACGCACACUCGCUCAGGCCUCAGUCCACCAGUCACACGUUGCCCUCUCAUCCCGUCACCGUUUGCAAAUUCCCCGACUCCCGAGGCGUAAGCAGCGGCAGCCCGUACCACACUCUUCCUCAUCCCAACUCGUAUUGUGCGGACCAGAGUAGCAGUCCGAUGUGGGGACCCUUGGAGCCACCGAGCACCCCCAAACCCUGGAGCCUGAGCUGCCUUCGCCCUGCGCCUCCACUCCGGCCCUCGGCUGCCCUCUGCUACAAAGAGGAUAUGAGUAAGAGUCCCAAGAAUAUGAAGAAGUUGCUCCCUAAGAGGAAGCCGGAGAGGAAGCCGUCAGAGGAGGACUUCAGUGUCAGAAAGAGCACAGCAGCUCUGGAGGAAGAUGCUCAGAUACUGAAAGUGAUCGAGGCCUACUGCACCAGCGCCAAGACACGGCAGACUCUCAACUCUACCUGGCAAGGAACAGACCUCAUGCACAACCACGUGCUUGCCGACACCGGCCUCACCGUGACCGGUUUACCUGGCAAUCUGCCGUGCUCUGACCAAUCAGAAGACUCCGAUUAUGACAGUAUCUGGACCGCGCAUAGUUACAGGACCGCCUCGUUUUCUCGUUCCAGCAGGAAGGAUGUACAAAUGCUGUUCCCAGAGGAGGAAAAGAUUAUUGUGGAGGAAACCAAGAGCAACGGACAAACCGUAGUGGAGGAGAGGAGUUUGGUGGACACCGUGUACAGUCUCAAAGAUGAGGUCCAGGAGCUCAAACAGGACAACAAGAGGAUGAAGAGAACGUUGGAGGAGGAACAACGAGCGAGGAAAGAGCUGGAGAGGAUUGUCAGGAGAGUUUUGAAGAACAUGAACGACCCAACCUGGGAUGAGACGAACCUCUGACCGUGAGAUGACCAAAUGACGAGAACUUAUCCAACCUGUGCGGACAAGAGCUGGACCGCAACCCAACAUUUCUGCAUUUCCACUUUUCCACUUCGACCUUCACAGUAACUUGCGUGCCAAACUGUGGACCAAGAGAAAAAUGCCUGCCAGCCGUGUGCGAAGCCAUCUGAACCGACCGUAAAACUGUGAAGCAACAACAGCUGGUAGGCGUGAUGAUCAAUUUGUUUUGUUUUUUCAUCCGUCUUGGAAACUCUGGAUUUCUCCUCAACUUCUUCUCCUCUAGUAUAAAAUGUCACCACUGCCAGGACAGUAUUUUAUUGACUGGUCGCGUGCAAAGAGUAUGAGCUCUUUGUGGGUUUAUAUAAAAGCAGUAUGUGAGUGAACUUACUUACCUGAACUUGAAAAAGACAUAUUUUCCCAACACUCCUCCUUUCAGUAGCAGUUAUGUUUUUUCAACUCCCUAUUUUAAAUCAUCAUGAAAGCACCUGUUAAAACUCCAUAUGUUUCUGUAAACUUAUUAGUUUUAACAUACAUUUUAACCUUAUAUUAAAAACCAGCACGUAUAAGUGACCAAGUACAAUUUGUUUCUGCAUACAAAUUUUUUUGACAAUAAAAUGAUUUAAUUCAGAGUUAGAUGUAUUUGAAUUUAUUAAAUUAAAGACGGUUCUCAGGAAUUAACAUGAUCAUCAGUUUAAAUCUCAAGCCCCAAAUACUUUUCCAGAAGUUGACUAAUAAAUCACGCAUCUGUGGUAACGACCGUAAAAGUGCAAUGUUCAAUAUUUCUUACGUGGUAAUAAGAAGUCAACGUAAUUAAAUAAAAUAACUGAAGCGCUUUGUCUCUUCACGGCCGCCGUAGUUUUGUUGUUGCCGAUAAACCUGAAAUUAGCGCAACAGCGCCCCUCUGGGAUGUGAUCGCUGUCUAAUGUUACAUAAUCGUAGCGGUCAGAGCGAGUAUUGCAGCCUCAUUAAAGAGACGACAGGUGGAAGAAAGCUGGGUGGGCAGCAUUUUGAGUUUUGUUGAACUUUUUCUAAACUUUCUGAAAACACUAGCUGUAUAAAUUAUUGUUAUGAGCUAAGAUACAAUCAAACACAUUUAAUCUUGCUGUCAUGAUGACUUAUAGCCAUUCGUAAUAUGCCAUGUGUAUGCUGUAAUGUAAAGAUGGCCCAGAAUGUAGGAAAAAGCUACUGUAUGUUACUGGAAGAUAAAAAGAAAUGGAGACUGAAUUUAUAUUAUGCAUAAAGAGACUGACAGUCUUUAGAUGCUCGUUUUAUUAAUUAAACACUGAGCUGAUGCAAUGGCACUGAUUUGUCUCUGAACACUGAAUGAAUAUCCACAGAUGUCACUAUUCUUUCUAUAGCUAAGCAAAUUGUUCUCAGUACUGUUCUGUUUCAAGACCAAAGCAAUACGACACUGCAAAAUGUUUUUGUUUUUGUUGUUGUUUUUAAAUGAUGUCAAUAUACUUACUGUAGAUGAUUACUCAUUUUUUAUAUUUGUUAUAUUUGUCAAUGUGUUUCUACUCUGGCUUUGAUUUGUAACACCUGAUUUUUUUUCUUUUUUUUUACCUGAUCUGUUCGAUCACACUUAAGAUUAUUUGUACAGAAGAGCAGCGUAUUAAGCGUUUGGUAAAGCUUUUAGCUUCACCUGCAAAUGACGUGAUGAAAUUAGAACCACACUAAUAAUGUAAUACAACAUGCCAGUUAUUUUCUCUAACUUAUGUAUUUAACUGAUUGAUCUAAAUGUAUUGUGAUGAAUUACAGUGGUUAUACUAUGAAAAGAAUCACCCCCCUCUAUUUAUUUCACCCAUUUGUCUGUAAGUGAAUAAAAUAUGGAAUCAAACUUGAA